Molecule: messenger RNA, 1557 nt
Organism: Theileria equi strain WA
Lineage: Eukaryota; Apicomplexa; Aconoidasida; Piroplasmida; Theileriidae
Exons: 1
Coding region: 1-1557 (518 amino acids)
Source: RefSeq, a predicted model, not a curated record
AUGACUGAUAGCACUUCAGCGGAACAGACACAGAAAGGCAAUGUCGGCCUAAAGAGAGCAGCAGCCUUUUUGGCUGGUCUGUCCCUGUACCAGAUGCCUCAUGCUGCAAUAUCAGCUGGUAACUUUACAGUAGGAAGAUUUCAGAUUCCUCAGAAAUAUGUUGGCCUGUACAUCAACAGGAUGAUUAUAUCUUAUAGGAUCUUCUCAUUGGUUGGGAUUACAAUUACUACGGCCUAUGAACAGUUUAAUGGACCUCAUAUUCCAUUACUGAACAUCGGACUGUUCGUGCUUGUUGCACUAUCCCACAUAACCUUGUUUCUUACAUAUUGUUCAGGAGGAGCUCAGGGUCACAUUACACUAUACUACUGGAUUGUUGUCGUAGUGGCUCUUAUCAUCGGAAUGUGCUUUGUCUUCAGUGUUAAGUUGGCCAGUAAUGAAAUCAUUUACCUUCUCGCGGCACUGCCCAUAUCCGGAAUUCUGGCAUCCUCCUAUCACAUAUCGUUCAUUGUCAUUUCUGAGUAUUUUAACUUAUCAAAUAUAUACUACUGGUUGGUAUUCUGGCAGUUGAUAUGUGCGAUAUCGUUGAUAUCUGUGACUACCGUGAUAUGGGCAUUUGCGUAUGGAAGUGAGAAUAAACCUGAAGGACCUGCUGGUGAAGAAGGCUCUAGUAGUUCUAGUGGUAGUUCUGGAAGUAGUGGUGGUAGUCAACCUCAACAACAAGUUCAGGAAGCUGAGGGUUUCUCUAUAGCGUUGUACAAUGCCCUAUCUCCACUAUUAUUGGUUGCAUUUGGGUAUGGUAUACAGAACAUGUUCUACCCAUCAGUAGCUCCGUAUAAAAUCAUUGGCAUAGACAGAGGUUACAAGAUCGAUGUUGCAGUUUUAUUCACGAGUGCUGUACCACCAUUGUUAUUCUUGUACCUUAUAUCCAAAGGAAGAGGUCCAGACAGGCCAUGGACUACUGGAGAUGCUCCGUGGUGGCAUGGUGCCUGGGCGUUUUUUGGAAUAGAGGUGAUGUGUGGAAUACUAUUCUUUUCCACCUUGCAUUACCCAAAUAGUGCUCUACCAAGAAGUAUAAGAAAUAGCAUUUGGGGUCUCGGAUUCUUCACAGUACUCUACGAUUUCUCCGCACAGAUGACUAGAUGUAUAGGAAGUAACGGAGUUGAUAAACAGAAGGGUAAAUCCGCUGCUAAGAUGAAUACACUCAACUCCUUUUUGUACUCAUUCACACAAGUCAUCUUUGCCUUCCUUGGAGACGGAUAUAUUAGAACAUAUCGCCAAGCAGAGGAAAGUUCAGAUUUAUGGCCAACCGCUCACUACACCAAUAAAAGAGCAUUCUGGUUCUGGACCUGGAGUACAACAAAAGUGGCUUGUAAAACGCUAAAAGGUGCCUUUAGUACAGAUGUUAGGGCUGAGAUUCUUGUUAAAAAGGAGCAUCUAUUUAUUGUAUAUGAAGAUGGUCCACCUGAGGGUGAUCCCUUCUUUGAUCUACCAUUCAUUCGCAAGAAGGAAGAGUCUCUAGAUAAUCACAGUUUCAAGGGAGCAUACAUUUUUCACUAG